UAUUCACUGCUUAUCACAUUGAGAUUGAACUUGGUAGUUGUUACUAAAGGAAAAUAAUUAUGAUCAAAUUCGUUUUCUUUGUUCUCUUGGCAGUAGCCAUGGCUUCUGCAAUGAAUGUCAGACUUGUCGGAGCACCAGAAGAAGGCGACACGAACAGUGUGGAAGUCAAAGAAAUGUUAACCAAAGUUUUGGCUUCACAGAAUUCCUCUGACAAAGUGACGAAGGUCUUGAAAGUUACAAAACAAGUUGUAGCCGGAGUAAAGUACACGGUUGUCUUUGAAUCAGAAAAUGCCGAGGCUGGUACAAAGUACACCUGCACUGCUGAUUUUGUAAGCCAACCCUGGGUUACUAAAGAACCACAGGUGCUUAGCUAUACAUGUGAUAAUAGAGUGUAAAAAUUGUAAAUGUAACUUGCUAUUUUAAUAAAAAAAACUCAUAAUAACAAA
This is a messenger RNA of Cimex lectularius (bed bug), 446 nucleotides long. RefSeq lists its product as uncharacterized. The record is from RefSeq and is a predicted model, not a curated record. Gene Ontology annotation, molecular function: cysteine-type endopeptidase inhibitor activity. NCBI's taxonomy places the organism in Eukaryota, Metazoa, Arthropoda, Insecta, Hemiptera, Cimicidae. The coding region runs from base 60 to 395 and encodes 111 amino acids. The transcript has 3 exons.